This is a messenger RNA of Chinchilla lanigera (long-tailed chinchilla), 3359 nucleotides long. It is a transcript of the gene Clip3, whose product is annotated as CAP-GLY domain containing linker protein 3. Lineage: Eukaryota; Metazoa; Chordata; Mammalia; Rodentia; Chinchillidae. Gene Ontology annotation, biological process: cytoplasmic microtubule organization. The transcript has 14 exons. Gene Ontology annotation, molecular function: microtubule plus-end binding. Bases 229 to 1872 code for a protein of 547 amino acids. The record is from RefSeq and is a predicted model, not a curated record. Gene Ontology annotation, cellular component: cytoplasm; nucleus; microtubule plus-end.
GCCGUCAGCGCCCCGCCCUCUCCACCCCCACCCCCCUUCGGCGUCUGGGCCUCGUCCCCUUCUUUCUGUCUCCCUUUCCUCCCCUGUCAGGUCCCCGACACCGACCCCCCAUUACUCCCGAGGUCUCCUCAUUCUCAGCCCGGGUCUCCAAGCCCGUCCAGCAGAGGGUUUGCCUGCCAGGUCAUCCCCAACUCUGCACCCUCCCACCCACAAGGGCCACCGAAGACCAUGACUAAGACAGAUCCUGCCCCGAUGGCCCCUCCACCCCGGGGGGAGGAGGAAGAAGAGGAGGAAGAGGAUGAACCUGUCCCAGAAGCCCCCAGCCCCACCCAGGAGCGGCGACAGAAGCCUGUUGUGCACCCCUCUGCACCUGCCCCUCUCCCUAAGGACUACGCCUUCACCUUCUUCGAUCCCAAUGAUCCUGCGUGCCAGGAGAUUCUGUUUGACCCCCAGACCACCAUCCCGGAGCUCUUCGCCAUCGUGCGCCAGUGGGUGCCCCAAGUCCAGCACAAGAUAGAUGUCAUCGGCAAUGAGAUUCUGCGCAGAGGCUGCCAUGUGAACGAUCGAGAUGGGCUGACUGACAUGACACUACUCCAUUAUGCGUGCAAGGCCGGUGCCCACGGAGUCGGCGACCCCGCGGCGGCUGUGCGUCUCUCGCAGCAGCUGCUGGCGCUGGGCGCCGAUGUGACCCUGCGCAGCCGCUGGACCAACAUGAACGCGCUUCACUACGCGGCCUAUUUCGACGUGCCCGACCUUGUGCGCGUGCUGCUAAAGGGCGCGCGGCCCCGAGUGGUGAACUCCACCUGCAGUGACUUCAACCACGGCUCAGCCCUGCACAUCGCUGCCUCCAACCUGUGCCUGGGAGCGGCCAAAUGUCUGCUAGAACACGGUGCCAACCCUGCGCUGAGGAAUCGAAAGGGACAGGUGCCCGCUGAGGUGGUCCCAGACCCUAUGGACAUGUCCUUGGACAAAGCAGAAGCGGCGCUGGUGGCUAAGGAGCUGCGAACGCUGCUGGAGGAGGCUGUGCCGCUGUCUUGCGCCCUCCCCAAGGUCACGCUACCCAACUAUGACAACGUCCCAGGCAAUCUCAUGCUCAGUGCACUGGGCCUGCGCCUAGGAGACCGUGUGCUGCUGGAUGGCCAGAAGACAGGCACACUGCGGUUCUGUGGAACCACGGAAUUUGCCAGCGGCCAGUGGGUGGGCGUAGAGCUGGACGAACCUGAGGGCAAGAACGAUGGCAGUGUCGGAGGUGUCCGGUACUUCAUCUGCCCUCCCAAGCAGGGUCUGUUUGCCUCCGUGUCCAAGAUCUCCAAGGCAGUGGAUGCACCCCCCUCUUCUGUCACCUCCACACCCCGCACUCCCCGGAUGGACUUCUCCCGAGUCACUGGCAAAGGCCGAAGGGAACACAAAGGCAAGAAGAAGUCCCCAUCAUCACCGUCUCUGGGCAGCCUGCAGCAGCGUGAAGGGGCCAAGGCAGAAGUUGGAGACCAAGUCCUUGUGGCUGGCCAGAAGCAGGGGAUUGUGCGCUUUUAUGGGAAGACAGACUUUGCUCCUGGUUACUGGUAUGGCAUUGAGCUGGACCAGCCUACAGGCAAGCAUGAUGGCUCUGUCUUUGGUGUCCGAUACUUCACCUGCCCCCCACGGCAUGGGGUCUUUGCGCCGGCAUCCCGCAUUCAGAGGAUUGGUGGAUCUACUGAUCCCCCUGGGGACAGUGUUGGAGCCAAAAAAGUGCAUCAAGUGACAAUGACACAACCUAAACGCACCUUCACCACAGUCCGGACCCCAAAGGACAUUGCAUCAGAGAACUCUAUCUCCAGGUUGCUCUUCUGCUGCUGGUUUCCCUGGAUGCUGAGGGCAGAAAUGCAGUCUUAAAGGCCCUGGACACCAGACAGAGACACAAGAGUCCCCUCUAGCAUCUCCUGACACAAGGAGCUCCCAGUCACCCGAGAUAGAGAUUCCCAGUAACACUUCCAUAAUAGAGACCCCCAUUAGCCAGCCCUCGAUCACUGAGGUCCCAUUAUUAACAGAUCCCCAUGAUAACCCCAAGUACAGACUUCAUGUCACCCAGAAAGAAAUUCCCUGAGUAGCACCUUCAGGUUAGUCCUUGUCCCCAGCCCCUCAGAGCAGACCCCCAAUUAACAGACUUCCACUCACCCCAAAUGAUGGUGAUCCUCUCCACACAAUGCUAUACAACAGGACAUUCUUGAGUCACUCAUCAGUGGGGAUCAUAACCCUACCAUUAACAAAGACCCCUUUCCCUCAUUCCCCUUGAAAUAAACAUAGAUACCAGCUCCGGAGUAGCAGACCAUGUCACUAUCUCUGUAUAACUUCAGUGCUCUCAAGAUGUGACCUCAUGGUCACCGCAAAGCCCUUACUCUCCAGAACCCCAUCAGAGACUCCCUCCAUUAACAAAGACAUUGUUCUUACUGCUCAAGAAGAGACCCACCUUAAUCAGCCCACUGUCACCCCCAAUUUAGACACCAAAAUAGUCCUGGAAGUGCUAAUUACAGGACCCCCAACUCUUCCUACCCUCUGCACCCUCAAGAAACCCCCAGUGCCUUGUAAAAGCUCACCCCACAUGGCCCACAGACCCUGUGCUGGCCAGACUCCCAGAAAAUUCUCUAUUUUUUAAAGUAAUGACUUCCCCUUUGGGGGACCCCAAAUUUGGAGACCCCGUUCUGGGACUCUGGGGAUCCCACGCCCCAGAGUAUAUAUGUCCCCAACUCCCCUGUGCCCUCAAGCCCAACAGCCCCUAGAAGACUCCAAAAUUUGAACUGCCAGGACCUCCAAAUCAUAGAAUCCCCAAAUCCCCAGGGAAUCCCAAAUUUAAAAAUCCCCGACCCCCAGGAAACCCCAAUCAAGAGGUCCCUGUGCUUGGGAUAGAGGAGACUGCAGUCAGGAUGUGAAUUCCAGGCUCCCAGAGAACCUCAAGCCCUUUCACAGGUGCCUGGAGACCCCAAGCAGGAAUCCCCCUUCCUGGAAAUCCGAGGACUUCAGUGCCCACUUAAUGGACCUCAAGAAACCCAAAUCCCAAGAGCCCCUGCCCCAAGGGAACCCCAAAUCUUAAAGCUUCCAUCUCUAAUACAUGGAGGGUCCCCGAGGCCCUGAGGGAACCCCAAGUCUUAGAGCACCCAUUUCAAUCUACGUUUUGGUCACAGGUCUAAGACACUAAAUCUGAGUCACUGGCUCCUCACAGCACUUGGGCCAGAUCAACAGCCUGAGGGAGAACCUGAGGGCCGCGCGGGUCCAGGGCAGACCUGGGGCCCCGACCACCAAGGACAGCUCACGACUGCCCCUUCACUGCAUGUCCCCAAAUUCCGCAUGAUCCUGUCCUCUUAAAUAAAGACGUAUGGCCUCUU